AUGUCCGUGGCACCAUCUCGAUCUCUUCAGGCAUCCGCCUUAUCAUUUCUGUUUCUGUCCAUUGGACACACGAUUAGUGGAAGGCAGUGGACUUCUGAGAAAGCCUUCAAGGCGAUUGCCAACUCCAAGCCGUGGGCCUGCGGAACCGUGGGCUGGUAUCAGGGUAGCGCGUUUUUCUUGGUUACUAGCCUUCUUCAUUACCAAUGGUCCUGCAACCCAACUGCGCUCAACGACCCUGUGAACAAGGGCAUAGCCGGUAUCGUCAACAUCCUGCUCUGGGCCAGCUCGGCCUGGUAUGCUAAGAAUGGCAUCAAAGACAAUGCCGUUGUAGUAGGCUUGUCUGCUGCAUUGCAGGCAUACGCAGUCUUCAUAUUGUAA
Molecule: messenger RNA, 378 nt
Organism: Penicillium pulvis
Lineage: Eukaryota; Fungi; Ascomycota; Eurotiomycetes; Eurotiales; Aspergillaceae
Exons: 4
Coding region: 1-378 (125 amino acids)
Source: RefSeq, a predicted model, not a curated record